AUGGCAGACACAAGUGUCCUGAAGGAGCACACAGCCCUGGCAGAGGUGGCUUACGACGAUGAGGAGGUAGCUCUGGUGAGUGCCGCCACAGAGCCGGCAGUAGAUGAUGAUGAUGAUGAUGAUGAGGACCCUUCAGAGGACGUGGACCUGGUGCUGGCCUCCGGAAGCCCGAGCGAAGCCCAGAUGAACGGGGUCAUGGUCCUGUCCCUGCUGGACAAGAUCAUCGGCGUGGUCGACCAGAUCCAGCAGACCCAGAAUGGCCUGGAGGCCCGGCAGGAGUCCAUGGAGAAGUCUGUGUCCACCAUCCAGGGGGAGCUGACCAAGUUGUCCAAGAACCACGUGGGGACCGCCAACUCGGUCAACAAAAUGCUGGAGAAGGUACGCAAGGUCAGCGUCAACGUGAAGACGGUGCGCUCCAACCUGGAGAAGCAGGCGGGCCAGAUCAAGAAGCUGGAGAGCAACGAGAACGAGCUGCUGAAGAGACGCAACUUCAAAGUCCUCAUCUACCAGGACAAUGUGAAGGCACCAAAGGCAACCAAGGACAAGACAGCAGACACAGCAGAGGCCAACGCAGUGGAGGGCCUUGCGCAGAUACCCGAGGAGGGACAGGAGGGAGUCCAGGCCAAUCUCAAUUCAGACGAGGAGGUGGAGAUUGAGGAGAUUAUUGAAGAGUCUCGUACCAAGCGCAUCCAACGCACCACCAAGCAGCAAGUGGACAACAUAAAGAAAGCCUUCUCCAAAGAGAAAAUGGAGAAGACCAAACUAAAGACCAAGGAGAACUACGAGAAGACCCGGCAGAAAACCCGAGACAACCUGGAGAAGACAAGACAGAGAACCCGUGACAACCUGGAGAAAACUAAGCACAGCCUGGAGAAGAAGAUCGGCAAACUAGGGACCCGCAUGACGCCCAACAUGGAGCGCCGGGCGAAGAUGAAGACCUCCAAAGAUAAGGUCAGCAAGUCCCUGACCCCUGACCACACAGUCUAUGCUCGCUCCAAGACCACCGUGUACCGUGUGCCCCCAUUCACCUUCCACGUUAAGAAGAUCCGAGAUGGGGAGGAGGAGGUGGUGAUGCAGAACACGGAGAUGGAGGAGGUGGCUGAGUCUGAGGGCCACCUGGGGGAAGAGGAGAACGGGCUCGGCGUGCACGUGGAGGUGGAGGAAGGGGAGCUGGUACGUGUGGACAGCCCAGAGAUGGAUGCUCUGUUGGAGGUGACAGAGGAUCUGGUCCUCGUGGAGACAGACCACCGCAAGAAGGCACAAAACGAGUAG
Messenger RNA from Limanda limanda (common dab), 1272 nucleotides. It is a transcript of the gene cavin1a, whose product is annotated as caveolae associated protein 1a. Bases 1 to 1272 code for a protein of 423 amino acids. The transcript has 2 exons. Gene Ontology annotation, molecular function: rRNA primary transcript binding. Gene Ontology annotation, cellular component: caveola; cytoplasm. Gene Ontology annotation, biological process: transcription initiation at RNA polymerase I promoter; termination of RNA polymerase I transcription. Lineage: Eukaryota; Metazoa; Chordata; Actinopteri; Pleuronectiformes; Pleuronectidae. The record is from RefSeq and is a predicted model, not a curated record.